This is a messenger RNA of Anolis sagrei ordinatus, 3946 nucleotides long. It is a transcript of the gene FGD3, whose product is annotated as FYVE, RhoGEF and PH domain containing 3. Gene Ontology annotation, cellular component: cytoplasm. The record is from RefSeq and is a predicted model, not a curated record. Gene Ontology annotation, molecular function: metal ion binding; guanyl-nucleotide exchange factor activity. NCBI's taxonomy places the organism in Eukaryota, Metazoa, Chordata, Lepidosauria, Squamata, Anolidae. Gene Ontology annotation, biological process: cytoskeleton organization; filopodium assembly.
GGGAGGGUAGAGGAGGCAUUGCCCCCUCCCUGGUGUUUCCUCGGGGAGAGAUGUAGCCGCCGGGAAGCAAGCAAGCAAGCAAGCAAGCGCGGGAGAGCCGGGGCGCCCUCCUCCCUCCUCCUCCUCCUCCUCCUCCUCUCCUCCUCCUGCGCCUCUGUCCCGCUCCAGCUGUGAGGCUCCUGCAGGCAGAGKCAGACGGAGAUGGACUCGGAGGGUUGCCCUCACCCUUCUCUGGAAAUCAAAGGCCACAUUGAGUCAAGGACAGUGCAUGAAACAUGUGAAUUGCAGUGUGUUGAUCCUGUGCAAUGUACUCUUCAAGCUGGAAGAAAGCCUAAAACUAAAUCGCAUCUGGCCAAGAAAAACCCUCUGUCAAAACCCCAAGUACCUCCUAAGCCUGUUCAUCUCCAGCCUGCUUUACAGGAGAAGAUUCCUCCGGCACCAUCUAGGCCUUUGCCAGCAAAUCCCAAGUCCUCAAGAAAUUUAGUGCCUGAAGAAGAAAUAACACAGACCUCAGGAGACAUUAACAGACUCAUUGAAAAGUUUGAAAGCAUUAGACAGCCUACCCAUGUUGUUCAAAGAAACCAGUAUAAUUUAGCUUUUAAGAUGGAACCUGGAGUGGACCCUUCUAGAAACUCUGGAAGCUGCCCAAAUGCCUCUGAUGUGGAAACUUCCAGUGCUGCUUCUACGAGUGAAAGUAAAGAACGAGAUGAGAAUGAGUCUGGCAUCUUGUGCAGCACAGAGAUGUCUAAUACCGACAUAAUGAAAAUUAAAGAACUAAAUAUAGAUGAUACCACAAGCACUGAAGACUGUACUGAUGGGAGUGUCAGCAAAGUGCCUAUGGAAGAACUAGCCCAUAAGGACUCUUUAGCUGAGCUGAAUGGAAAUGGCAAAAUUCCCAAUAGGGACAGUGGGAUUGACAGCCCUUCUUGCAGUGUGGCGGGAGAGACAUUCCUGAAUGAAGAUGGUGCAGAGCAGAGAAAAGCCACUGUGACCGGGAGCCCAGCAGCAGAAAUGGAAAGUGACAAAAAGGGCAUCAGGGUUUCUGGAGGGGGGCAGAAGAGGGACUCUGCUCAGGAUGAAGACAGUGACAUCGAUGAAGGAAGCAGUGAAGAGCAAGAAACAGCAGAAGUAUCAAAGCUGGAAUGUGUAGACAUUAAUAAGUGUUCGGAGCCACAAAAGCUGUUUAACAUUGCAAAUGAACUUCUCCAUACGGAAGAAGCAUAUGUGAAAAGGCUUCAUCUGCUAGAUCAGGUUUUUUGCACUAAAUUGUAUGAAGCAGGGAUUCCACCUGAUGUGGUAACAGGGAUCUUUUCAAAUAUUUCUUCCAUCUAUCGUUUCCAUGAACAGUUUCUCCUACCUGAGCUCAAAACAAGAAUUACUGAUGAGUGGAAUACAAAUCCAAGGCUAGGAGAUAUCUUUCAAAAACUUGCUCCAUUUCUGAAGAUGUAUGGAGAAUAUGUAAAGAAUUUUGACAGAGCAAUGGACAUGGUUAACACGUGGAUGCAGAGAUCAUCUCCUUUUAAAGACGUCAUUCAAAACAUACAGAAACAGGAUGUUUGUGGGAACCUCACAUUACAGCAUCACAUGCUGGAACCUGUACAGAGAAUUCCACGCUAUGAGCUUCUACUCAAGGAUUAUCUUAAAAAACUUCCUGGAGAGUCACUUGAUAGAAAAGAUGCUGAAAAAUCACUGGAGCUCAUUUCUACUGCAGCAAACCAUUCAAAUGCAGCCAUCCGAAAAAUGGAAAAAAUGCACAAGCUGUUAGAAGUGUAUGAGCGACUUGGAGGAGAAGAGGAUAUUGUUAAUCCAGCCAAUGAAUUGAUUAAAGAGGGGCACAUUCAGAAAUUGUCAGCAAAAAAUGGUACCGCUCAGGACAGGUAUCUGUUUCUGUUUAACAGCAUGGUGUUGUACUGUGUGCCAAAACUGAGGCUGAUAGGCCAGAAAUUCAGUGUCCGAGAAAAGAUCGACAUUGCAGGAUUACAGGUCCAGGAAAUUGUCAAGCAAAAUGUGGCUCAUACAUUCUCAAUAACAGGAAAAAAGAGAUCCUUGGAGCUACAAGCUAGGACAGAAGAAGAGAAGAAAGAAUGGAUCCAGGUUAUUCAGGCAACGAUUGAAAAACAUAAACAGAACAGUGAAACAUUUAGGGCUUUUAACAACUCUUUUUCUCAAGAAGAUGAGCAUCUUCCAGACUCAUCAAUAGCAAGCACAAGCUCUGUGGAGUCUAUGCCAGGGACAGAUGGCAGCAGCACAUCUGGAGGGCCUGACUCCUGUAGAAAAUCUUCUAAAUUGAAGAGAGACAAGGAAAAGCAUGCUUGCAAAAGUUGUGGGGAAAGUUUUAAUUCUAUUACAAAAAGACGGCACCAUUGCAAGCAAUGUGGAAUGGUUAUCUGUGCAAAAUGCUCUGAAUUUAAAACACUUGCUGAUAACAGCCGCCAGAACCGAGUGUGCAAAGAUUGCUUUCAACUGCCAUCAGUGACGCCGUGCAUCUCAGGCAAUGAAAGUGCUGGAGAACAAAAGAAAAAGAUUGCCACUGAGAAGCAAACCAUUUUGGGAGCAGAAAACAGUAUUUUCAGCGGCUACCUCCUCUUCCAAGAGAAAGCAAAAACCUGGUGUAAAGUGUGGGUCACCAUUCCGAAGGCUGAACCUCUCAUAUUAUAUCUACAAGGAGGCAGUCAGGAUGGACGUGUCCCACGCAGCAUACCUUUACCAGGAUAUGAAGUGGAUUUCCCACAUUCUGGAGAGAAGUUCGAAUCCAAGUAUGUUUUCAAACUCUGUCAGUCUCAACAGACUUUGUAUUUCAGUGCCGAUGAUGAAGAGUUGCAAACAAAAUGGAUGGAUAUUCUCACCAAAGCAGCUAGAGGGGAGACUCAGAAUCCAAGUGAAGACUCCAGUAACUCCUAACGUCUUUUUAUGUAGUUCAAACUGUAUCUGUGAGAAAAAAGAAGUUACCUGAACAUUUUAUUCAUGGCACUUUGAAAAUCUACAUGGCUUUAUAUUUCUGUAUGUCUGUAUGGGGGUUUCAGUGAUUUUUUUUUUACUAUCUCCCAUUUAAUUGUACAUUCAUCACAUGCAGUACUGAUUGUUCAGUAUAUACUUUGUUAGAUGGAAUAUGUAGGUAUGGUUGUUAAUGGUGAUUUUGUUAAUAUUGAUGGUAAAGGAAAAAGAAAAGAAAAGAAAAGGAGAAAGCAUUAAUUUGCGCAUAGGUAAUUGGAAAACAAUCCAUUUCCUGCUCCCUUCUCCCCUGUAUUUUUGUUCAUCUCAAUGGCUGUUUAAGUAAAGGAUGUGUAUAGUCUGUGAAUUACGGAAGUGCUGCCUUUAAGUUAAAUGUUGUACAAGGCUUGUGGCUGGCCACUGACAUGCUAUUUUCUGUCUUAUCUUCUAAGGUUUUUUUCCAAGAAAACAAUGGUCUCCUCUGAGCUAUAUGAGCAAUGCAAUGGGAUUUGUUUCAGUAAUACUGUUCUUUCUUAAAAUGAUUUUUUUCACUAGAAGAAAUACUAUACAUUUCUAAAGUCUUCUGGAAACCAUUGCAGAAGAAAUUUUGAAACUUCAAAUAUCAAGUAUUUAUAUUAUCUAUAUAAAUAUAUUUGUUUGUUUUUUUACUUUUUCCCCACACUUUUCAUAUUUCUUUCUAUGGCCUCCUUUUUUAAGGUAUUAGAACAAAUAUUUUAUACUGCAAACUGGGAUGUUACCAAUAAAUCAACAUUUCUAAUGCACCCAGCAAGGUAACUUUUCUUAUUGUUUAGAAUGAUUAACAUUUUUGGGUAAUCAAGGAUUUAUUUAUAUAAUUUGUAAAUACCAUAUAUUAAGCAUUUUUUUACAAAUCUGAUCUAACUGAGACUUAGUCUUCAGAUUAAGAUAAUUGUAUAAACCGAUUUUGUAAUUUGUUUUCUGUGCACUUGUGUUUUCAAAAGUAUUUAUGUAUACAAAUAAAAAUUCAUGCCAUUGA